ACCAAAACACACAGACCCUCAACAGUGGAGUAUUGAGACUUGUAGUUGAAGAACAGCUGGAGGUCUGCUGGGCUCAGAGAGAUAACGCUGCGUUUAGAAAGUGCCUAAGCCAAGGUCAAGGGAGCUGGGGCUUGGUAUAAAACGAAUGAUCUUUGCAGGUUAUUAUAUGAAGGGUUCGGCUUGUGGUUGAUCAAAGCUAAAUGCCGCAAGAGCUAUCUACUUGCUGUGAAUUAUGCCAAGACGACAAUGGAGAGUUUUUUUUUUUUUUUUUUUUUAAUGGUACAAUGCAUUUCACCUACCAGAUAGGGGGAGUCCGAGCUGAGGGAUGGGAAUGUCUUAUGAUCUCUAUCAAUGAAGCGGGCUCAUUGUGCCGGCAAGGACUCACUCUCAGUCAGUAGCCCGCGCCCGGGAGGAGCUGGGGACACUUGGGACAAGUAGGGACCCCCGUCUGCACUUUUCCCCUCUUCUCACCCCCCUCCUCCUUUUCUCCUCCUACCCAAAAGCGAAACAGAAGCUGAUGAAGUCAAUCAUAUGGACAUGCCUCAUUAUUCAUUGAACACAAUCUUUUUCCAAGGCUCCUUCACAUGCAGCGGGGAUCUGCGCUAGAAGAUUAUUUCAAGUGGCUGUAUACAUUCCUAUUCCCUGGCUUCCUUAUUUCUUGCAACCGAACUUGAUAUUGUAGCAUCCAGAAUGAAUUUCCCAGAUUUUAGCACUCCAUGUGGCACAAGUGAAAGGGAUCUGAAAAUUUAGCACUGGAGGUUACACUUUAUUAUUUUGGGGAAGAAGGACGUCCUGCCAACAAGUCUGUCUGUGCCAACAAACUGACAAGAUUGUCCUUUAACCAAGUAUGCAGUUACGCUGUUAAGGCCUUGUCUUCCUUCUCUUCAGUCUGUUAUUUAAAGUCCUGCCUGGUUGAGAGAUGCGGGACCAAAAAGUUAAAGGAAUGGAGGAAGCUAGUUUGUGCCUUGGAGUUUCAUCAGCUGUGCCUGAAGUUGACACUCAUCUUAACAGCACCUUGAUAAAUGGCCAAUAUUCAAUGAGUCAGAAGUUGCAUCAGAUAACUUCCCAGCUUAGCCAUGCCUUCUCAGAAGAAAAAUCAGGAACUGCAAUAGAAGAAAAAAGUCACGUGUCAAUGGCAAAUCAACCAAUCAGCAAUCAGAUGGCUUUGUUAGCCAAUCAGCUGAAUCGAGAUGUUGACAGUGGAAGAGUUGACAAUGGAAGAGUUGAUCUUCAACAGUUUUUAAAUGGACAAAACCUUGGCAUUAUGUCCCAAAUGAAUGACAUAGAGGAUGAUGCAAGAAAAAAUAGAAAAUAUCCAUGCCCAUUGUGUGGUAAACGUUUCCGUUUCAAUAGUAUUUUAUCUCUUCACAUGCGCACUCAUACUGGGGAGAAACCAUUUAAAUGUCCAUAUUGUGAUCAUAGAGCGGCUCAGAAAGGUAAUCUGAAAAUCCACCUGCGCACCCACAAACUUGGAAAUCUUGGCAAAGGUCGUGGAAGAGUCAGAGAAGAAAACAGGCUUUUGCAUGAGCUAGAAGAAAGAGCAAUUUUAAGAGACAAACACAUGAAAAACAGCCUACUUCAGCCUAGACUUGACGUAAAGCCACAACAGCACUUACAGCAAUCUUCUUUAUCUAACUGUCAUAUAUCCUUAGCAGCUAAUCAUAAUACUUCUGAUGUUUCUAGCAAAGCGCCCUCUCCAAAGCCAACACUUGUCCAAGAGGAAGCAGCAACUCCGGCCACUGGAUUCAGGUGCACAUUUUGCAAAGGAAAAUUUAAGAAACGUGAGGAACUAGAUCGGCAUAUUCGAAUAUUGCACAAGCCUUACAAGUGUACGCUUUGUGAUUUUGCUGCCUCUCAAGAGGAAGAUUUGAUUAGCCAUGUUGAAAAGGCUCAUAUAACAGCAGAAUCAGUGCAAGGCCAAGGAUCAAGUGGAAAUGGAGAACAGUCAAAUAGUGAGUUUCGGUGUGAGGUUUGUGGGCAAGUGUUCAGUCAGGCAUGGUUUCUGAAGGGUCACAUGAGGAAGCACAAAGAUUCUUUUGAACACUGUUGUCAGAUCUGUGGUAGACGAUUCAAGGAACCUUGGUUUCUGAAAAAUCACAUGAAAGUUCACCUAAACAAGCUAGCUGUAAAGAAUAAAUCUUCAAAUGAAGCAGAGGUUCCUGUAUCUAUGAGCAGCGUGUCACAAGAGGCACAUGCAAAUUUGUAUUCUAGGUACAUAUCUUGCUUACAGAGUGGUUUUAUGUCUUCAGAUAAAGCAAGCUUAAGUGAACAUAGUCAUAUUUAUAAUAAAGGUGACCUGCCUCUAAAAGAAAAAGACGUUCUCGGAAAAUUGCUUUCACCAAUUUCUGGCAUUGCCCAUAACAUGACUGAAAGCGAGAAACAUUCCUUAAUUGGCUCACUCAACCUGGUGCCACCUUUAAAAUCUAGCUGUAUCGAAAGAUUACAGGCAGCAGCUAAGGCUGCAGAAAUGGAUCCAGUCAAUAGCUAUCAAGCUUGGCAGCUAAUGGCAAGAGGAAUGGCAAUGGAGCAUGGCUUUCUGGCUAAAGAGCAGCAGAUGCAACGCAACCAUGAAGAUACUUUAGCUAAUGCUGGUGUUCUCUUUGAUAAAGAUAAGAGAGAAUAUGUCAUAGUAGGAGCCAAUGGUUGCAAACAGAAAAUGCAAAGUAAUUUACUUCACAGUCAUAGAGAUGUACCAUCCAAAUUAGAUAUAUUAGAAAGCACCAGAGAUUAUCUGGCACAUAAUAUGAGCCAGCUAGACUAUAAUCUGCACCGAGGCAUAAAGGAUAAACCAACUGAGUGCCCUGACUGUGGGAGGGCUUUCCGAACAUAUCACCAGGUAGUUGUCCACUCACGAGUACACAAAAGAGAAAGAAAAGAGGAUGACGAGGCUAUUCAGAUGAGCCUUGAAGAACGACGGGGAUCAGGGAGUGACCAGGAAUCUCAGUCCAUCAGCAGAUCUACAACCCCAGGAUCAUCCAACAUUACUGAAGAGAGUGGGACUGGUGGAGCACUAUCACAGGCAGGAAGUGCACAAGAAGAUAGUCCUCAUCCUUCAUCACCAUCUUCAUCAGAUAUGGGGGACGAAGCUGGAAGAUGUGUAGGAGCGCAGCAACAAGCUAUGAUGAGAGAUAGAAACCUUGGCUCUGCCAUGAAGGAUUGUGCUUACUGUGGAAAAACAUUUAGGACGUCACAUCACUUAAAGGUGCAUUUGAGGAUACAUACAGGUGAAAAACCAUAUAAGUGUCCUCACUGUGACUAUGCAGGCACUCAAUCGGCUUCCCUGAAAUACCACCUGGAGCGCCAUCACAGAGAGAAUCAGAAUGGGUCUGGCCCUAUACCUGGACACCCUCAAAAUCAAGAGCAUAAGGAUGAAACUUCAAGCAAAAAUCCUCUUUUUAUGAGACCUGAUAUACUGAGAGGAGCAUUUAAGAGCCUCCCUGGAAUAGAUUUUAGAAGCGGUGCCUCUCAGCAGUGGCCCACUGGAAUGCUGCCUUCUGGGGAUCGUCAAGGCCUAACAAGUGCUAUCAGUUCUGAUGCUUCUUCAGAAAUUCUGAAAAAGUCAGAGAUAUCGUCUAAGGGUUCUCACCUUUCUGAAUUAGGAAAGGCAUAUCAAAACAUUGUUGGAAAUGGUGUAAACUUCCAGGGCUCUUUGCAAGCCUUUAUGGACAGUUUUGUGUUAAGUUCUUUAAAGAAAGAAAAAGAUCUUAAAGAUAGGGCCCUUUUGAAUUCAGUCCCUGUUAGGUCAGAGAAUUGUGAUGGGAAACAAGAAAAUAAAACCCCUCAGAGAAAGAUGGAAAAAUCUCAGUAUGAGCCUCUCGACCUCUCUGUGAGACCAGAUGCUCCAUGUCUUCCAGGUUCUUCUAUAACAGUUCGAGAUAAUGUUGCCUGGCAUGGAUGCUUAUUUUGCUCUUUCACCACUUCCUCCAUGGAACUUAUGGCUCUCCAUCUUCAAGCAAACCAUUUGGGAAAAGCAAAGCACAAGGAUAAUAUGAUUGGUGCAUCAGAGCAAAUGAAAGAUCAUAUAAGGGAAUCUUUGAAUGCAGUAAGCAAAGCUGUAGCAACCUCUUCUUCAAUGCAGUGUGGUAAAGAACUGAUGGCAUCCAAAAUAAGUGCACUGAAUUCAUCUGACAAAAUCAUGAGAAAUAAAGAUGCUUUGGCAGAGCAAGAAAGGGCCGCUUGGUCCAGUCACAUAGACUCUAACUUCAAUAACUUUUCCACUGAAUUCUAUAAACAUUUUGGGGUUUAUGCUGGUAUGGUUGGGGCCAACACACAAAAUUCUUGUUCAAACAUGGACAUUGAUGCAAAGUCUCAACCUGAAGAUGAUUCCAAUAUCAUUCAGGGUGACUCUGAAAAUACAGUUGCUACUGAUGAUCUGUCUGAUGAAUCAUCAUCUGAAGAUAUGGAAACUUGUAAAGAGGAUGAAAAUGAUGAUGAGGAAAUAGAGACAGAACAAGAAAUGAUGAACAUAACAGAUGAACUAAACACAGAAAGGAAUGAAGAGGAGAGCAUACCUUACUCAGCUGCUGCAAAAACAACAGAAGAACUUGUGUCUCCAACCCCACAAGUCAUAGAUAAGCAGUGGCAUUCCUUAUCCCAUGAAACAUCACUAGACUCUAUGAAACUUGAUCAAGAGGUUUUAGAGAAGCAAGUCAACAUGCUUUCUGUCCUGCGAGCCUAUAGUUCUGAUGGCAUGGCAGCUUUCAAUGGAAUUGGAAGCAACUCAGCAAACAGUGGAUGCAUCAAAAGACCAGAUAUAUGUGACAUCCAGGACGGCCAUGGGGACUACGAUGGCUCCUAGUUUUGCUAAUCUGUAUGUUACACAUUUUGAGGCAUGGGGGAUUUGAUGUACCUCAGUCUCAGAUUGUUCUAUGGCAUAGGUGUCUUGAUGAUGUGCUUCUGAUGUGGGAAGGAACUGAAGCUUUACUAGCUUCCUCCUUGUCAAGUAAUUGUACUAUUGUUUAACCAGAUGUGAGUUAAAGAUUUUCAAGAGGAUGUUGGGUUUUAAACAGACUAUUAUUAAUCAAGGCCUGUGCAAUCGGUUUAAACAAUUUCAGCUGGAUUGCUUAAAUGGGCAUUAAUGCUUAGAGCAUAAUGUUACAUUUACAAAUAUGUUUAUAAACUUUUUAAUAUUUUGCUAAAACUUGAAAUAUGUAAUAUUGCAUGUAAUAUUUAACAGCAGAGUGUGAUACGCCAUUUUGCUUUGCAAUAAUUACUUCUAGUGAGGACUGUACAUUUAAUUAAAGGACAUAGAAGAAAUAGCUAGUGCAAGAAAAUAUAUAGAAUCCUCUAAUGAGCUGAGUAUUAUUGUCCAUUCUUUCAAUCUGUGCUGAAAUAGUAAAUAGCAAAAUAAAAAUUAGAAAACUUCCAAGUGUCUUUCUCAAGGAAUAAAUAAAUUGGAAAAAUAUGUUACAUGAUAGUAGAAAAAAAACAAUGUUAUUUUCAGAAAUUUAUGAAUGUACUUAAUGUAGUUACUAAAUAGCUACAAAUACAAAAGAAACUCCAAGUGUACUUAAAAAUACUCCUAAUAAAGGUAAUUGUUAUGCUUUUACGGCAUAUAGAUAUGUUGCCCUGAUAAAGGCAGUUACAUGCAACUAUAUUAAACUAAAAUGAAAACAGGCUUUCUUUUUAUCUCAGGUCAUAGCUAUCGCAGGAGAUAUCUUUUUUAGGCAUAGUAUCAAAUACAUGCUUUAAAAACGAUGUAGUUGUUAUGUCAAGAGAAUAAGGAAAGCCUUGUUUUGUAAUACUUAAAAAAGGGUCAAAUUUGUUGAAUCCAGAUCAUCCAAUUAUAAUACUGUUAGUAUUGUAUUUGUAGAUUGCUGUUUUUGUAAUCUAAUUUAUAUUUGGAAAAAUGGAAGCCACUAACCAGGGUAGUGAAGCAUGUAAAUAAUAUCAGAAGCAUUCCACAAUUUUUGCUAAUAAUAUUGGUUUAUUACAAAAUAUGGAAAGUUUGUGAGUGUAAACCAGUUUACGUUUUGAGCAAAAUUUGAGCGACAGAUUCAGUAUAUAGGUCUGAUAAUAAAAAUAAUAUUGGCAACUACAGUAUCCAGGAUCUAUGCUAUCAAGAAUAAUAUUUAUUGAAUCAGUCUCCUGGCUGCUAGGUUUCCUGGACGUCUUAAACCUGCUUUUUGAUAAUUUUCACAUUUUUAAAUUGGUCACUGUCUGUAUAUAUGGAUGUUAAUGUAUUUUUCAUUGUAUUAUAUUAUGCAUUUUACAUAUCAUCGGGGGAGCCACGUGUACCGUAGUUAAACUUCAAAAAAUAUUAACAAAUCAAGAGUGGCAAAACAUGAUCUGCUGAAGAUUUGCAUUUACAUGAUGCUCAACAGUGAGAUUGCACCUAUCAAUGACGUCAUCCUUUGUAAUGAUAUGGACUGAUGAUCAGUACUCAACUGGAGUGUCGGUUGGGACAUGUGAGAGGCCUUAAUCUUGAUGUCAGAUAAUCCCUGUUGUGUUUACAUUGGUGGCAAGUCUUUUCAUUUGUCUAUUAAAAAGACCCAGAGACUCAUUUGGACAUUAAAUUGUGUAUGUUACUAAUGUAUUAUUAUAUAAAGUGCUUUGGUAUUUACCCUGAGUACUCCAUUCAUUUAUUUCUCUUGAAUCUGUUAAGAUGUGUCCCACUAGCUGUCUGGACCUCCUGAAUAACUCAAGUUUGAUUGUUUCAAAUACGCUGUAACACAAUGCACUGGUUGUCUUUGAUUUGUCUUACUCCAUUCUGUGAUUGUUAUUCCUAAAUUGGUGUGUUGGAAGGAUAUAUUUGGGUGUACAUCACUUGUAUAGUGAAGACAAAAUAGAAUUUUGUAAUUUACAGACUGUUCAUUAAAGUGUGGUUCUUCCACUUAAAAAAAAAAGCAAAAACAAAACAAAU
Xenopus laevis (African clawed frog) is the source of this 6862-nucleotide messenger RNA. RefSeq names its product zinc finger protein 536 S homeolog (gene znf536.S). The coding region runs from base 920 to 4798 and encodes 1292 amino acids. The transcript is spliced from 9 exons. The record is from RefSeq and is a predicted model, not a curated record. Lineage: Eukaryota; Metazoa; Chordata; Amphibia; Anura; Pipidae.